Messenger RNA from Toxorhynchites rutilus septentrionalis, 4182 nucleotides. RefSeq lists its product as uncharacterized. The record is from RefSeq and is a predicted model, not a curated record. Gene Ontology annotation, molecular function: nucleic acid binding; zinc ion binding. Lineage: Eukaryota; Metazoa; Arthropoda; Insecta; Diptera; Culicidae. Bases 1 to 4182 code for a protein of 1393 amino acids. The transcript has 2 exons.
AUGCCGAGAGUACGACACACACCGAAAUCCGACCAAGUUUCGGAUAAAGAAGCCGCCACACCAUCGAAGAAGGAAGAUCCCAGAGAAUCCUUGUGCAAUCAGCUCCAGCAGAUGGAAGCUGCCACACCAAAGAAGAAGGAAACAGUGAACACCAGAGAAAAUUUAUGCUACCAGCGUCAACAGAUCAGCAGAAAAGUGAAUGUGAUUAACCGUCAUCUUGAGGAAGCCGAAGAUGAGCCACAGAAGAUAAACCCAUCAUUACUGAAAGUGUUUGCGAAGAAACUGGAGCUCCAUUAUAAGGAGUUCACAGACAUUCAUCGCGAAAUACAAACAUUGACCGUUUCAUCUGACAUCGAGGAGGAGGAAGAAAAAUUAGAUCAAUUUGACGCGCUUCACACGAACACACUCGCUUUGUUGGAGCAACUCACCGAUAUAUUUUCGCCUGCCAUGAAUUCCAGAACAGAAAAUUCAAAUCAAACUGUGAUUGUUCAACAGCCAAUAAGAGCACCUGUGCCAACUUUCGACGGCAGAGUGGAGAACUGGCCGAAGUUCCGCACGAUGUUUGAGGAUAUUUUCGCUCGCAGUGGAGAUUCCGAUGCAGUUAAACUGCACCAUCUCGACAAGGCUCUAAUAGACGAUGCAGCGGGCUGGAUUACAGCAAAGAUAAUUACAGACAACAAUUUUCAACAAACAUGGCAGCAACUCAUCGAUCAAUAUGAGAAUCCAAGAGUGAUCGUCGACACACAUCUCGACGGAUUGCUUGAUUUAAAGCCAAUAACUAAGCGAAAUUUUAAGGAUUUACUCGAAUUAGUUAAAUCUUUCAAUCGCCAUGUUGGCGGGCUCGAGUAUCAGGGGCUGAAAGUGGAUGAGCUUUCAGGCCUCAUUUUGGUGAAAAUUCUUACGUCGAGAUUAGAUAGCCAAACACUUCAACUUUGGGAGAGGAACCAACAGCAUGCUAAAUUACCAAAUAUUCAAGACACCGUAUCCUUCCUUCGCAGCGAAUGUCAAGUUUUGGAAAGGUUCCAGAAUCGAUUCCAGGUUACAUCAAAGGAGGCGCAGUCUAAGCAGUAUACGAGCUUCAGGCCGUCGAACCAGAAAUCAUACACAGCAACAGCUGCAACUUCCGUAGGUUCCUGUGAAAUAUGUAACGAGAGCCACCGCCAUUUUGAGUGUCCGGAGUUUCAUAAGCUAUCACCGAUCCAGCGUAACGCAAAGGUGAAGGAAUUGAAAAUCUGUUUUAAUUGUCUUCGUCCUGGGCAUAGAUCCCUAGAAUGUUCAUCGAAGAAAACAUGCGCUCGAUGUCACCGUAAACAUCACACACUUUUGCAUCAGGAAUCGUCUACUACAGAAGACCAUUCUUUCAGCCACAAAAUGGAAGAACAACCAUGUUCCAGCACCCCAGAGAAGUUUACCGUCUGCGAGCCAGUCACCAAUACGGUUGUAUCUUGUAAUUGCCACAGAGCUACUACAACUGUGAUGUUAAUGACUGCUAUGGUGCGGGUCAGAGAUAAUUGUGGAUACACAACGCCUUGCAGAGUGUUGCUGGAUAGCGGAUCACAAGUGAAUUUCAUAUCCAAGUCGUUAAUCGAUCGUUUGUCCGUCACACGACGGCCAGUGUACAAGCCCAUAGCCGGAAUUGGUGGGACCAAAACGUACGCCAAAGAAACAGUGAUGGUGGAAGUAGAAUCGAUGCACUCCGACUAUUCCACCAAUUUUGAAUGUUUAGUGGUUCCUAACAUAACGGGAUCAAUUCCAGCAACGCAUAUACAAGUAUCAUCAUGGCCAAUUGAUAACAGUAUACCCAUCGCAGAUCCGAACUUCAACAACCCGGCUCCCAUCGAUAUGCUAAUUGGCGUCUCACAAUUUUUACAAUUGUUGAAGACGGGCCGUGUUCAGCUAGGAAACAACUUGCCUGAAUUGAUAGAAACACAUCUUGGAUGGGUAGUUGCUGGUAGCAUCGACGAUGGCGACUCUCAACAUUGUUUAGCCGUUGCAAAUGAUUCAAUCUCCGAAGUUCUACGCCAGUUUUGGGAGUUGGAAGAAAUUCAUGAAGCUUCACAAUCUACUGAACAAGAAGAGUGCGAGAAAAUAUUCCAAACAACCCAUUAUCGAGAUAUUACAGGAAGAUAUGUGGUAAGUUUACCUUUGCGAGAAUCAAUUCAAGACCUAGGUAACAAUCGAACACUGGCCAUGCGACGCUUCCUUUCGCUGGAAAGCAGACUUGCGAGAAAUCCGGAACUGAAGCAACAGUAUCAGCAAUUUAUCGAAGAAUAUGAAUCUAUGGGACACUGUCGAGAAAUAAAGGAAUCCAAUUGUUCACUCGACAAGGGCACGUAUUAUAUUCCGCAUCAAGCUAUUCUGCGCCCAUCGAGUUCAACAACAAAACUGCGAGUAGUGUUUGAUGCAUCGUCUAAAGCAUCACCGAGUGACAAAUCACUUAAUGACGUCCUUCAAGUAGGAGGAAUACUUCAAAGCGAUAUUUUCAGUAUCCUGCUACGAUUCAGGAAACAUCGUUUCGUUUUCACAGCCGACAUUUCAAAAAUGUAUCGUCAGAUCCGAAUCAAUCCAAACCAGACACGCCUCCAAAGAAUAUUCUGGCGUUCUCAUCAAGAUGACCCUCUUCGUAUACUGGAACUUACUACAGUGACGUACGGCACGGCUGCCGCACCAUUCUUAGCGACCAGAUGUUUGAUGCAGCUUUGCGAGGACGAAAAUGAUUCAUUUCCACUCGGCGCACAAAUCGUCCGCCAAGAUUGCUAUGUUGAUGACGUUAUUUCGGGUGCGAAUUCAAUUAACGAAGCGCUUGUCACCCGCAACCAAAUUCGAGGACUGCUGAUGAAAGGUGGAUUUCCAGUUCAUAAAUGGAGUUCGAAUAGUGCUGAAAUUUUAAAUGACAUACCGGAACCGGACCGAGAAAAGUUAGUGCAUUUGGACAAUACAUCAGUUGUUAUAAAGACUUUAGGGAUGAUAUGGAGUCCAGAACAAGACGUGUUUCUUUUUAGUGUAAACAGUGACAAUCGUAACCCGACCAAGCGCUCGGUAUUGUCCGACAUUGGUAAACUUUUCGAUCCUCUGGGACUUCUAACACCAGUCACCGUUAUCGCCAAGAUGAUUAUGCAGAAAAUUUUGAAAUCUGGUCUCCCAUGGGACGCACCUUUGGAGAACGAGCUACUGGAAUCCUGGUUACAUUUUCGUGAGGCUUUAGCAUCAGUGAGCGAAAUAAAAAUUCCCAGAUAUACCAUGAUUGUAAGUGCUGCUGUCGUGGAAAUUCAUGGGUUUUCCGACGCUUCAAAUGCUGCAUACGGAGCAGUAAUAUACAUUCGAUGCAUCCUAGCAGAUGGUACAAUCCGCCUUAAUAUGUUGUGCAGUAAAUCCAAGGUAUGUCCAAUGGGUGAAAUGAGUAUUCCCCGCAAGGAAUUGCUUGGCGCUCGCCUUCUCUCGCGUUUAAUAGUGAAAGUGCUGAAAUCUCUACAGUUGGAGGUCAAACAAGUGGUUCUAUGGUGUGACAGCCAAGUGGUGUUAGCUUGGCUUCAGAAGCCACUAUCAGUUUUAGAAGUGUUUGUACGUAAUCGCGUGGCAGAAAUAGUGAAAAAUACCGAAACUUAUGCAUGGAAGUAUGUGAAAUCCAAACAAAACCCCGCCGAUUUGAUCUCCAGAGGACAGUUUCCAAAGGCUCUCAGUACUAACGAACUUUGGUGGACUGGCCCAAAAUACCUUAGCAUCCUCGAGUAUCAAUCAGAAACCUCUGAAGACAUUCCUGAAAAUGAAAUUCCGGAUAUCAAGCAGACAACUGUCAUAGUCGUGCCAGUAAUCAACAACGAGAAGUUGCCGAUAUUUUCAAAGUUUAGCUCCUUCAGGAAACUGCAGCGGGUACUCGCAUUUGUGCAGCGAUUCAUCCGCAAUUGCCAGCUUAAAUCAUGUACGGAACGAGUUCUGAAAAAUCAUCCCACCAUUCAAGAACUCCGUUCAGCCUCUCACUUGAUAGUGCAGAUCAUACAACAAGACGUUUUUGCUGAUGAAAUUCAACGAAUGGAGUGUUGCGCGUUGGAGGAAGGCUUCAAAACUCCCAGUUAUCUUUUAACAGCAAGCAUCCGUAUUUGCUCCCUAAACAUCCAAUUACCGAUCAAAUUAUCCGCAUGUAUCAUGAAGAACACCUACAUAUCGGACCAACAGCAUUACUAG